UCCACUCCGUUCGCACCGGACGUCAUCCAGUAGUCGAGAAAGAAGCCGUUACUUGAAAAUGUCUCGAGACAAAUGACAUCCACUUUGAGCCCAAAGGCACUGUAUCGCCCGAAAACGUGUUGAAAUCCCUCACUUGGCCUCCUUUAUUCCAUUGUGGCUUUUUUCUCCUUUUCCGACCGCAAAGCUCUUUUUCCGGCUCUUAUGUAAAACAUCUUUAACGCUGCCCAAUGUGGAACAGAGGUGAUCCGGACGAUGGAUACGAUUCUCACAAAACAGGUUCAAGUAGCGGUGGCUCUUCUCGGCGGGUCGCUAGCAAUGAAUCAACCUGGCACAGCAAGCAGUCUGGACCUGGGAACAGCAUCUUUGGACGUAGACUCAGUGCUGUGUCAGACAGCGGUGACACCGGCAUUGGCACCUACUGCUCUGAUAGCGUGGAAGAUGACUCCUGUUCAAGCACCACACCAUCUCUCCAGCCACGGUCUCGACGUCACUCUAGUCAGGAGGAUGGGCUUGGCGGCAGUGUCCCUAUUGUCCAUGUCAAUAAAACUCCUUCCACAUCAUCAUACAGCAGUCUGAAAAUGAUAGCCUCACCCAGCAGCACUGAUCAUCGGAGCAAGUCUUGCCUGCUGACCCUUCCAGCCACAUCUCCCCUUAGUGCACCAACUAGUGUUGACAUGAAGGACCAGCAGCCCAUCAGGAGGUGCUCAUCUCUCACCAAGUUGUCAUCUGGUGUUGAAAAGAACUCCCGAAAGACAUCAGUCCACCAACACAGAACAGAUUCACAUGGCUCCCUGGACAGGGGUCUGCGCUAUGGCUACAAAAAAGAACCCCGUGGUUUAAAUAGGGACCUUUAUUUACCUGUCUCUCCCUCCCUGCUCUGUCAUAGCUUAUUACAGCGUUCUCCUGGAGGUGGUUCCUCCUAUUGGAGCAAAUAUAGCAGUAGAUCUGGUUUGGAAACAGACCUAUCCCUGUCCUCAACUCUAUCUUCACCCAUUAAACACAGCAGUUUGGACAUGAACUAUAGUAGUUUAGCAGAGGCUAAACUGGCUCUGGGAGGUGAUCAGGUUCAUGGCCUCAGUUUAUCUAAGCUAGCAGACUCACCACUCGCACACCCGGUUGACAGAGACUCUCCAAUUCAGCCAGCCAUCCGCACACAAAUGUGGCUGACAGAGCAGAUGGAAUACAGCUCUAAAGCAGACCACGGAGCAGAACCUGGGCAGAUAGUUGGUACUGAAAUAAAGGUCUGUGGUGGAGAUGGACCAUCAUUUGAACAAGGCAUCAACCAGAUGUUGCAGGGGACGUCCCAUUAUGUCAACACCCUGGUGAAGGUUAAAGAGGGGAUGCUGAGACAAAGAGAGCUGGAAAUUGAUAGACAGAAGCAACAAAUGCUGCAGCUCCAUGCCCGCAUUAGAGAAAAUGAGCUGAGAGCCCAGCAGGUGCUCCACAGUCAGAGGUGGUUUGAAGAUCCUCAAAUCCUGAAGAUGAAGGAUUCAGUGAAGGAAGUUCCAUCUGAUCGACUGUGUUGCGAUGAAGAACUCAGCAGGAAGCUGGCAGUGUCCGAGUUGGAAGUACUUCACCUCAACGAGCUGUACAAGCAAGCUGCUCAGAAAUAUACUGAAGAUCUGAGGAAACUGGAGGAAAAGAUAAAGACAAGGGAUCGCUAUAUCAGCAGUCUGAAAAAGAAAUGCCAGCGGGAGAGCGAACAGAACCAUGAAAAACAGCAACGCAUCGAAACUCUGGAGAAGUACCUUGCUGACCUUCCAACACUGGGUGAGGUGCAAGUCCAGGCCCUACAGCUGGAAGAGGUGCAGCUGAGAGCUCAGGAGCUGGACAAAACAGUGUCUCACUUACAGAAAAACCUGGACGACGGCUGUGCUUUGUUGAAGGAGAAAGAUGUCAAGAUUGAGACACAAGAGAGGAGGGAGAAGGAGCUGAUUGCAUCCGUGCACAGGUUGCAGCAGAAGGUGCAGAGGUGUUUGCAGGAUGGCGUGAGGUUGGACCUGAAGCAUCUUGAGGUGGAAAACUCUCACCUCCUGGAGAAACAAGACCACAGCAGUAAGCUAAUUGAACAUCAGAAAGUACAGAUUGAGAGACUCGGCUCACAACUGAAGCGGGCACAGGUGGAUAACUGGCUGCAGGACCAUAGCCUGUCGAGUGUGGAGAUGCCACAAGUGGGCCGACUCUUUCGGGAGCUGUCCCCGUGCCUGUUGGACCUGCAGGCUCUCCGCGGCAUCCUGGCCCAGAGAGCUCAAGGGGAGGAGCUCAACUUGUCUCUGCUGCUGGGUAUGACACCGUUGAAUGUGUCUGCGGAGGAGAGCGAGGUCAGGGACGCGCUGGAAGAAGUUGGACCGCUGAAACCGCUUGAGGUCAGCCAGCUGAGGAAGGGCAUCGAUGAACUGAAGAAAAACAUCGCCGAGUGCUACACCCACUACAUGGUUGACAGCUGAGUCUACCCUCUUCCCCCCCCCCCCCCCCCCCCCCAAUAGAACGCUUACUCGUUAAAAUCCAGAUAAUUCAAUUAAUGCUAUGGCUUGCUUUUAAGAGUUUUUUUUUUUCAUUUCAGUGCACCCCAUAGUGUGCAGUUAUCGGACUGUUUUAAAGAAACAGUACACAUUAGAUUGUUUUUCUUUUAAUGCACUUGCUCAAGAAUUAUGGCAACUUGAGGAAAUUAUGGGAUGGAAGUAUUAUCACAACUGGCCAUUAUGCCUCUUUUUGUGUUGUCCCAUUUCAAUUGAGCAGUUUAUUAUUUUAUAGUCCAAAAAAUGUAUGUGGCGAUUUAAUAUUUUUUGGGAUAGUUUUAUAUACAUAUGUAAUUAUAUUAACUUGAAAGUACCACGUAUAUUCAACAAUAUCGAUGGCUCACCAUUAAGCUAAUGCCCAUGCAUAAUCUUUCCAUAUUUCCUUCCGUCCAGAAAUUAGUUGAACUCAAAUGUUUUAUGAAGCCUCGUGAACAGUUAAAUGAAUCAAACAUCAGAAGAUUUCAAUGUUUCAGCAGCUUAUCAAACCUCAAAACAGCUAUUUGCGCAUGUAUUGAUGAUCCAUGUCAAUUUUAUUUUUUUGGGGGGAUCCUGCCAAAGGAAACAACAAGGAAGUGUAGCUGCACUUGGUGUUAUUCCUUGAACAAAAGCCAGUUUCAUUAUGAUGAAAUGUGUUUAGUAAGAUAAGUUUAUAACAUUCCAUAUGAUCAUAUUCAAUGCAUGUUUUUUUAAUCAUGCAGGAAUCAUACUGGAACUGAAACUAAAAAUGGCAACUGUGUGUUUAUAUAGCCAUUGAGAUUGUGCAUUUCUAUUUUUUCACAAUUUAAAACAGUUUCUGGGGGUCUUAAAGGUCAUUUUUAUCAAAACUUGGCAAUAUUGUCACGAUAUUUGGCGACUUUUUCCCCGAGACCCUUCUAGUAACUUAUUUUAAGAGGAUGGCAACAACGUUUUGCAGCGUUAUUAGGAGCUAUGCACCAGUCAUGCCCGAUCCACUUCAUCUGGCUCCUCUCAAUGCGGAGGAGCAGCGGUUCUACUCUUCUCACCCGAUCUCUUAAGGGGAGAUGCAGAUGAAACUCAUUUCGGCCAUCUUGUUCUCUGGGUCACGACCCGCAGCUCGUGACCAUAGGGACGUAGAUCGACCGGUAAAUUGAGGGCUUCGCCACAACGGACCGAUCCGCCUCUCGAUCACAAAUGACUUGUGCUUGUGCAAAGAAAAGAUUUACUUGGUUGUUUCACACUCCAACUAUAUGUAUAUACGUGCAAUUUAAAAAAAAAAAAAAAGGUAGUAAUAACAUACCCCUUUGAAAUACUGUUUCCAAAAUGACAAUUUCAUUUUAUUCCUCUUAAUGACAAAUAAAGCUAUUUUUCCAAA
Phyllopteryx taeniolatus (common seadragon) is the source of this 3849-nucleotide messenger RNA. It is a transcript of the gene cep85l, whose product is annotated as centrosomal protein 85, like. The transcript is spliced from 12 exons. The coding region runs from base 228 to 2447 and encodes 739 amino acids. Gene Ontology annotation, cellular component: centrosome. The record is from RefSeq and is a predicted model, not a curated record. NCBI's taxonomy places the organism in Eukaryota, Metazoa, Chordata, Actinopteri, Syngnathiformes, Syngnathidae.